AUGGCGUCAAAGAAAGAUAUGCGGAGGCUAGACCUCGCCAUCCCCUACAUCGAGCCGCCGAAGGAUAAGAAUGAGGCCGAUAUGUCAGGAGCGAUGUCUAGCACUAUGCCAAUGGCCGCGAUGUUCACUCGGAAUAGGAUGAUUGGAUGGGUUUCUUUCGUCUUCUCUCUCCAGUCGUGGCUCGGAGAAACUCCUGAGCAAAAGAAGUCGGCAGCUACGCCUGCAUACAUGUCCGUCCUGAUGUCUUUAAUGGCGCUCGUCGUUACAUAUUUCCCCAUAUUUAUGCCACCUCCAUCCGCACGAAGCACCGCUGCUGCUCCUUCUCCUUCACCCUCACCUUAA
Molecule: messenger RNA, 342 nt
Organism: Aspergillus lentulus
Lineage: Eukaryota; Fungi; Ascomycota; Eurotiomycetes; Eurotiales; Aspergillaceae
Source: RefSeq, a predicted model, not a curated record